GACAUGCACAAGCUUUUCUCAGGAAAAAGAAUACAUCAAUGUAACCGUUCAUUAAACUUCUGAAGGUCUAGAAUUGGCGCAGGCGCCUCUCUCUCUCUUCGAAUUCAACCACGGUCAGCAGAACCAUGGUACUAUCCUGCUACUACGCCGUCUACCACAACAGUGCGUCGGGUGCUUUCGUAAAGAGAUCAUGACGGAUACUAUUAUAUUAAAAAAUAUUGAAUCUAAAAGCGACUACGAUUAUAGUCUUCAAUUGAAUCGAUGGUAUCUGAAACCGAUCGGUGCUUGGCCACUAACGGGCGUAACAAAUGUGGUUGAGAAGGGCAUGGUGUUACUACAGAAUCUAAUCUGUUGGUCUAUAGUAUGUUUUAUAAUGAUUCCGUGCUUCUUAUAUAUGAUAUUUGAAGCAGAGAACGUCCAAACGAAGCUGAAUGUAUUUGGUCCAUUGCUUCAUAGAAUUAUGGGCUCGAUAAAUUAUUUGACGCUGCUUAAACACCGCAGAAACAUCCGCGAUUGUAUACAACAAAUGGAGAGAGAUUGGCGACUCGUUGAAAGAAUCGACGAUCGUGAAAUGAUGUUACAACAGGCAAAAUUGGGCCGUCUUAUUGCUUUAAUCUCUGGAAUAAUUAUGCAGGGCGGUACUUUACUCUACAGUAUAGCCAGAGCAAUGAAAACUGUCACUAUCAUUAUUGAUAAUCAGACUUUAACGAUGUAUCCAAUGACUUGUCCAUCUUACCGGAAAUUUAUCGACACGAGAUUUAGUCCUACGAACGAAAUCGUGUUGGUUGUGCAAUUCAUGUCGACGUUUAUAGUUGGUUCUUCUAUAGUGGGUGUUUGUAGCUUGGCUGCUGUCUUCGCAACGCACGCUUGUGGUCAAUUAAGCGUGUUGUACAAACGACUGGAUGAACUCGACAAAGAAGACGAUAAAAGAAACUUAGCUGAACAAAAGAUGGUCGACAUCGUGGAACGGCAUUUAAAAAUAUUAAGUUUUGUAGCGCGCAUGGAAAAUAUUUUUCAUAAUGCCUCUUUUGUGGAAGUAACUGGAAGUACAAUAACGAUGUGUUUGCUUGGAUAUUAUUCCAUUAUGAAUUGGGCUAAUUUUGAUGGAGCAAAAAUAACAUCUUAUGUUAUCGUAUAUGUAUCGCAGGGCUUCAAUCUUUUUAUAUUUUGUUAUAUCGGCGAAAUUCUCACUGAACAGUGUAAAAAUGUUGGACAAGCGGCAUAUAUGACUAAUUGGUACAAUUUAAAUCAAAGCACUGCACGUGGUCUUAUACUGAUAAUUUUACGAUCGAGUAAAUUGAUCAAAAUAACCGCAGGAAAAUUAUUUCAAUUAUCUAUUGCAACUUUUGGGGACGUGCUUAGAACUUCCGUGGCAUAUUUGAAUAUAUUGCGAACAAUGACCAUAUAAAAUAUACUGUGUUAUAGAAAAGAGCAAGAUAUAUUUUGUGGAAAACAGGUGACUAUAUAUUCUGAAAAUAUAAUAAACAUUGAAUGAAUAAAGUUAAAAAUUGUUACAGAAACAAAUUUUUCCGCUAUU
Molecule: messenger RNA, 1537 nt
Organism: Odontomachus brunneus
Lineage: Eukaryota; Metazoa; Arthropoda; Insecta; Hymenoptera; Formicidae
Product: odorant receptor 13a-like
Exons: 5
Coding region: 191-1408 (405 amino acids)
Biological process (GO): detection of chemical stimulus involved in sensory perception of smell; sensory perception of smell
Cellular component (GO): plasma membrane
Molecular function (GO): olfactory receptor activity; odorant binding
Source: RefSeq, a predicted model, not a curated record